Molecule: messenger RNA, 1534 nt
Organism: Mercurialis annua (annual mercury)
Lineage: Eukaryota; Viridiplantae; Streptophyta; Magnoliopsida; Malpighiales; Euphorbiaceae
Product: ADP,ATP carrier protein 1, mitochondrial-like
Exons: 4
Coding region: 176-1309 (377 amino acids)
Biological process (GO): mitochondrial ATP transmembrane transport; mitochondrial ADP transmembrane transport
Cellular component (GO): mitochondrial inner membrane
Molecular function (GO): ATP:ADP antiporter activity
Source: RefSeq, a predicted model, not a curated record
CAGAGUGAGCCAAUAAAAAGGGACAUCUAUUCGCUCAUUUCAAUGCCUUUUUAGAAUAACUCACAACUCUCCUCCUCCACUAAUCUCUCCGGUCGCCGCUUUCUCCUCCUUUAGCCCUCAGCCAAAGGCGGAGAAAUUUCCGUGAAUCACCACCGCCCAAUCAGACAAAGUCAAAAUGGUUGAUCAGACUCGAUAUCCAAGUAUCAUGCAGAAGUUGGGUAGUCAGCACCUUUACUCCCAGGAUGAUGUUGCUUUCCAAAAGCCUGCUCUUUAUCAAAGGCGGGCAUAUGGAAACUACUCCAAUGCUGCUUUCCAAUACCCAAUGGGUCGUGCCGAUUUGUCCUUUGUACCAUCUGCAUCAUCUGUUUGUGUUCAGGCCCCAUCUGAAAAAGGUCUUGCUGGCUUUGCUAUUGAUUUCCUCAUGGGUGGUGUCUCUGCUGCUGUAUCUAAAACAGCUGCUGCUCCAAUUGAGCGUAUUAAGCUCCUCAUUCAAAACCAGGAUGAGAUGAUUAAAACUGGAAGACUCUCUGAACCCUACAAGGGCAUUGGUGAUUGUUUUACAAGAACAAUGAAAGAUGAAGGAGUUGUUGCAUUGUGGAGGGGGAACACUGCCAAUGUCAUCCGUUACUUCCCAACUCAGGCCUUGAACUUUGCGUUUAAAGAUUACUUCAAGAGUCUCUUUAACUUUAAGAAAGACAGGGAUGGUUACUGGAAAUGGUUUGCUGGUAACUUGGCAUCUGGUGGUGCUGCUGGUGCUUCUUCUCUUCUCUUUGUCUAUUCCCUCGACUAUGCUAGAACCCGUCUGGCCAAUGAUUCCAAAGCUGCAAAGAAGGGAGGUGAGAGGCAAUUUAAUGGACUUGUUGAUGUCUACAGAAAGACAUUAGCAUCUGAUGGUAUUGCUGGGCUUUACCGUGGAUUUAACAUCUCAUGUGUUGGAAUCAUUGUCUACCGUGGUCUGUACUUUGGAAUGUACGACUCUUUGAAGCCUGUUUUGCUUACUGGAGAUUUGCAGGAUAGUUUCUUUGCUAGCUUUGCCCUUGGUUGGCUCAUCACAAAUGGUGCUGGUCUUGCAUCCUACCCCAUUGAUACUGUUCGUAGAAGAAUGAUGAUGACCUCCGGUGAAGCUGUCAAGUACAAGAGUUCACUUGAUGCCUUCUCUCAGAUCUUGAAGAAUGAGGGUGCCAAGUCUCUCUUCAAGGGUGCAGGAGCAAACAUUCUCCGUGCCAUUGCCGGUGCUGGUGUGCUUGCUGGUUACGACAAGUUGCAGCUGAUUGUCUUGGGAAAGAAGUUCGGAUCAGGCGGUGCUUAAGCGGGCUAAAACUCCGUAUGUUGUCUCAUUUAGUAGCUUUAGAUGGUGAUGAAAAUCUUUGACUUCUGAGAAUUUAGCAUGGCGAAAUUUUCUCUUCAAAUAAUUCAUUUUGUAGGCGGGAAGUUGCUCCCGGAACCCCAAACACAAUUCCGAUGGAAUUUUUGAUUUCAUAAACGUAAUUUAUAUUAGUUGUGGCCAACGCCACUACUGCUUUUUGAUGUUAAA